Odobenus rosmarus divergens (Pacific walrus) is the source of this 6361-nucleotide messenger RNA. RefSeq names its product KIAA2026 ortholog (gene BRD10). Lineage: Eukaryota; Metazoa; Chordata; Mammalia; Carnivora; Odobenidae. Gene Ontology annotation, molecular function: protein binding. The coding region runs from base 1 to 6309 and encodes 2102 amino acids. The transcript is spliced from 8 exons. The record is from RefSeq and is a predicted model, not a curated record.
AUGAGCGUGCCCGAGACGCCGGGGGAGAUGGAGCCUGCCGGGGAGGAGGAGUGGCAGCCACCGGCGCCCGAGGAAGAGGACGACGAGGAGGAGAUGGCAGCGGCGGUCCCGGCCUCAGGGCCGGCCCAAGGGAGGAGUUCCUCCUCGCGGGAAGAUGAGGACUACCAGGAGGAGGAGGAGGAGGAACAGGAGAUGGUGGUCGGGGGCGGAGGCUGCAAGGAGCAGGAGCUGACCUAUGAGCUGCAGCAGGGCUACCGCAUCCUCGGCGAGUUCCUGCAGGAGAAGCACCGGGGCCUCACCGCCCCCUUCCUGCAGCCCUUGGGGGGCGUUGCCACCGGGGAGGAUGAAGUGGCCGAGGGGCCGCGCAGCGGGGGCCGGGGCGGUCGCGGCCUCCCGCCACAGCUUGGGCAGGGCAUGUGUCUGCUGAAGAUGGAAGAGAAGUUCGCCAGCGGCCAGUAUGGGGGCAUAACCGAGUUCGUGGCGGACUUCAGGUUGAUGCUGGAGACGUGCUACCGCCUGCAUGGGGUGGACCACUGGAUUUCCAAACAGGGCCAGAAGCUGGAGAUGAUGCUGGAGCAAAAGUUGGCGCUUCUUUCUCGGCACUUGAGAGAAAAGACAACGAUAGCAGUUACAUCUAGAGGCUAUUAUGGAUUGGAGGAUGAGAAGGGAACUGCAUGUACCUCAACAAGGCGUCGGUCAACACCACGAAGUUUGGCAGGCUUGACAAGUGGAGUUUUUGAAUCUAUAAUGGUUCAAGUUUUGAGACAGGAAGAACAGCUGAGAGCAAAAGAAGAAAAAAGGCUUCGAGAGCAGGAAAGAAAAGAAGCAGAAGAAGCUAGUCAAAAGGAAAUAGAAGAAUGGGAAAGAAAACUACUGGCUCAAGCAGCUCCAACAUGUAUGGAGACCAUGUGGGAAAUUCCAGCUAUUGGGCAUUUUCUUUGUUUAGCCCAGCAAAUUCUAAAUUUGCCAGAAAUAGUCUUUUAUGAAUUGGAACGUUGUCUUCUGAUGCCUCAGUGUAAUGCUUUUCUUUCUAAAAUAAUGACUUCUCUGUUAAGUCCUCCUCAUCGCAGACCUACCUUACAUCGAAGACCUACUUUGCCUUAUAGGACUUGGGAAGCAGCACUGAGACAGAAAGUACAGCAGUGGUAUACUGCUGUAGGGCAGACUGAAAAUCCUGAUAACUGUGCUGAAAAGCUUGGGUUAUGUCCUCAGUUUUUUAAAGUUCUUGGAGAAGUUAAUCCAUUGGAAGAAAAACCUUUUCAUGAACUGCCUUUUUACCAAAAAGUGUGGUUACUUAAGGGUCUCUGUGACUUUGUGUAUGAAACACAAAAAGAAGUUCAAGAUGCUGUACUUGGACAGCCUAUUCAUGAAUGCAGGGAAGUUAUCCUUGGUUAUGAUUAUUUAGAGAAUGCUUAUGUGCAUUUUCCACAGUUCUGUGGUGCAGAUGUACGGAUUUAUAAACAGAGACCUUUUCAGGCCCCAGAAUUUCCAGUUCCACCCAUUAAAAUACAAAGAGUACCUCGGAUUAAACUGGAGAAAUUGAAGUGUCACUAUGUUAGUACAAGUAAUGGAGAACAUAGGUGUAGUAGAGGCCUGCCCUCUGGCUUCAAGAAAGAGCAGGAACUUAAUUUUGAUGCAACUUGGGGUUCUGCUAAAAUGAACCUGGAUAAUCAUGACAUCUCUGUUGAAAUGGAUGUGAAAUCCAGCUGUGAAAUUAGAAUUCGCAGGCCCUGUGAAAUUAAAAAAACUGAUUGUUAUAAAGAAAAUUUAGAGGAACCGGGCAGUCCAGGGGAAGUUACUGGCUUUGGAGAGCCUCUUAGUCCAGGUGAAAUAAGGUUUAUAGAAAAUCAAGAAAAAUAUGGUGAAGCUUCCAGAGUAAAGCCUGAACCCAGUCCAUUAAAAGAAAAUGCUCUAAAAUCCUGCCAAAUACAUGUAAAUGGAAGUCACAGUGAUCAUCCAGAAAUUAACUGCCACAAAGUUGUAAGGGACAUUCUAUUAGAGCAGAGUCACAAGAAAAUCAAACUAACUAAAAUGAGGGCAAAAAAGAAGAAAAAGAAAAAAAAGAAAUUGAAAGAUGUUUUAAAUGAAAACUUACAGAGAAAGCGUGAAAGUCUUCAUUCUCUGGCAUUCAAAUCUUACAAACCUGAGAUCCAGAAUAAGUUAUUGAUCAUCAAAAAGAAAGCAAAACACAAGAAGCACAAAUCUGGAAAAAAAUCCAUAUCUAAAAAAGCAAUCACAAAGAAGAGGAAAACUGUCACAAAGUCACCUACUGUACCAGAAUUCCAGCUUAUUUGCACUAAUCUUGAUGAACUCAGGGAAUUAAUCACAAAAAUCGAGAAUGAACUCAAAGAUCUGGAAAACAGUAGAAAAAAAUCGGGCAAAUGGUAUCAUCGGAGGCAAGCUGUAAAAGAAUUGCAUGGAACGUUGAUACGCCUUUUAAAUGAAUUGCUGCCAUGGGAACCAAAGUUGAUGAAAGCUUUUCAAAGAAACCGGAGCCGCCUAAAGAAAGACUAUGAUGAUUUCAGAAGACAGCCUGAUCAUGAUAAAUUUACUAGAGAACUGUGGACUACUGAAGAAGGUGAAGGAGAUCCUGGAAAAGAAUCUCCUAAAGUAGAAAUUAGUAAGUCUGUAGACUCCACAGAACUUCUAGAUAUCCUGGAGAAAGAUCACAUUGAUUCAGAUGAUAUGAAACUGUCAGAAAUAGAUUUUCCUAUGGCCAGAAGCAAGUUGUUGAAAAAAGAAUUGCCUUCUAAAGAUGUUCUGAAGAUACUGCCUAAAACACUUAAACGACCGUCUAAACAAAUUAAUUAUCUGGAUGAUAGCACAAAAGAGCUUUCCCCAAGGAAGAAAGCCAAGUUAAGCACAAAUGAGACAACAGUUGAGCAUGUAGAAGGUGCGAUGCAGAUCGACUGUUUGAAUGAAGUAAGGCAUACAGAGCCACUGUUUCCAGAGUCACUUGCCUCAGUGGAUUCGACACCAGUGUCUAUUCUCCAGAAAGGGACCAAACCUAUUCAGGCCUUGCUUGCAAAGAAUAUUGGGAACAAAGUGACCUUAACAAAUCAACUGCCCCCUUCCACAGGUAGAAGUGCUCCUGCAGUGGAUAAACCAAUUAUAUCUCCUCUAGAAGCAAGCCCCAUAAAGCCAGCAUUGACCUGCCACACCAGUACAAAAGGUCCUUUACAAAUGGUAUACAAAAUGCCUUGUGGCCAGUGGUUGCCCAUAGAUCUCCAAAACAGCUCUGUGAAGAUUCAGAUGCAACCUGUGCUAGAUCCUAAAACAGGAGAAAAAAUCAUGCAGCAGGUUCUCAUUCUGCCCAAGAAUUUUGUGAUUCAGCACAAGGAAGGGAAAGCAGUUGCAAAAGAAAUACUGCCACUUCAACAGAAAGGUACAGGACAGCAUUGUUCAUCUUUCCCACAGACAGCAAAUGUAAACUCUUCUUUAGCAUCAGUUCUUGUCAGCUCAGCAGGAACUGUUUCUAACCAACUACCUAAUAGGACGAUUACACCUUUGUCAAAUGUGAGUAGUGGUAGGCCACAGCCUUUGUCACCUGUAACCUCCAUAAGUAACUUAUUAACACCUCCAGUUAAGACUAGCCAGAGUGAGUCAGGAAAAGUCAAGAAUGCAGUUUCAGCAGCUAUAUUCUCCCAGUCCAUUGCUUCAUCCACCAUUUCCUCAACAGUUCAGCCUCUGUUAUCAGCAACAACACUAAGUGGGUCUCCAAAUCCUGGUAGUUCCCUCAACUGUUUUGCACAACAAACUGCUGAUUGUUCUGAAGCAAAGCAAGAAUUGAAAACUGUGUGUAUAAGAGAUUCACAGUCAAUUCUUGUUAGGACACGAGGUGGGAACACUGGAGUUGUAAAAGUACAGACCAGUCCAGAUCAAAAUUCACCCAAUAGCUUAUGUGCAAGUUCAGUUUUCACUUUUGCUCCUCAUCUUCAGGCAUUUCUGGUGCCCAGAUCAACAACUUCAUCAUCCUCUGUUUUUUCACCCACAGUUGGAAUGACUACUACUUCUAGUCUCCCACCUUUUAGCCAAACACCAACUUCUGUUUCCAUUCCAUCUGGCUUUAAUCCAUCAGUGGGAAAGAAUCUCAAGCUUACAUUAGGCCAACCUUCCUGCAGUGGUAAUUUGGGCCACAUGAUAGAUAAAGCUUCACACAUGCCUUCUUCUCCCUUGAAGUCCUCUGUUUCUUCUGGCACUCUACUACCAUCAACAGCAAAUAAUUCAGUUAGUGUAAUUAGCAUAUCAACAGGAAAUUUUGGACAAACAAGUGCAAAUGUUACUCAUACUCCAAAUAAACAGCAACAAGUAGAUUACUUCACAAAAAGUUUCCCUGUUACAAGAUCGGAAGCAACAGCAGCAAGUGGAGAUGUGAUCAGUGGGACUGCAGUUCACAAACUUAUGCUUGUGUCAGCUCCGUCAGUUCUUUCUUCUGGCAGUGGAACUGCAAUUAAUGUGACACCUGCACCAACAUCCACAGGUGUUUCUACCCAGAAAUUAGUUUUUAUUAAUGCUCCAAUUCCUAGUGGCACUUCAACUCCAACUAUUUUGGCAGAGCCAUUAAAACAAACUCUUCCUCCCCCCUUGAAUAAAACAUAUGUUAAGACUCCAGAACAACCCCAGAUAGUACUAAUUCCAUCUACAGUGGGAGCACCAAUAAAAAUAAAUUCAUCACCAACUGUGUCUCAGAUAAAAGAUGUGAAAAUUGGACUAAACAUAGGUCAAGCAAUUGUAAAUAGUUCAGGAAGUGUGCCAGCUAUACCAUCAAUUAACAUAUUGCAAAAUGUAACCCCAAAAGGAGAAGAAAAAAGUACCAAGGGCUAUGUCUUGCCAUUGUCAACAAGUGGUAAUUCAAUUCCAGUAAGCUCAAAUUUUGUGAGUCAAAAUAUUACUCCUGUUAAUGAAUCAGUGGUUUCUGCAACAAGAGCAGUAAACAUGUUUUCAGUAACAGGAGCAAAUGUGUCUUUGGGUUCUCUUUCAGUGACCUCAACCUCUGCUUCAGUUGGGACACGACCUCCUGUUUUAGUCAGUGGAAAUGAUACCUCUUCAAGAAUUAUGCCUAUUUUGUCAAAUAGACUUUGCACAUCAAAUCUCGGAAACACUGUGGCUAUAUCAACUGUGAAAACAGGACAUCUUGCAUCAUCUGUUCUGAUUUCAGCUACACAACCAACAGUGUCUCCUAAAUGUUUAACAUCAGCUUUGCAAAUCCCUGUUACUGUUGCUUUGCCUACACCUGUGACUAUAUCCCCUAAAGUAAUCAACACGGUUCCACAAGUGGCACCAGUACCAGGAGCCACACGUUCUAUAUCUCUUUCUAAAAGACAAUCUUGGACUUCUGUCCAGUUUCAGUCACCAGGGAUUUCAACUACAGUGCCAACAAAUAUAAAUACAAAUAAACCUCAGACUGAAUUGCCACCCCUUUCACCAAGUCCAGGUAAAGUAAUUAAUAUUUCCAGUUUUGCUUCUCUCCCAAACCAGCAGAUGUCCCCUGCUUUAGUAAAAUCAACCACCAGUCACAGUUGUGCUCCAGGUGGUUCUGCCAUUCACACUGCUACAGCACCAUCAAAUGUAAAUAGUGUGAUAGGGGGUCAGUUGAGUGAACCUUCUAUUCAGCAAAAAAUAGUCAUCAACACCAGUACACCUUUGGCACCUGGCACUCAGAUCAUGAUUAAUGGAACCCGGUUUAUUGUUCCACCACAAGGUCUUGGAGCUGGCAGCCAUGUUCUUCUUAUAUCUAGUAAUCCAAAAUAUGGACCUCCCUUAGUUCUUAACAGUGGCCAAGGCCUUCUGCCUACAUCAGUAGAUAACCCUGCCCAGAAGAUUACCCUAGCAUCAAAUAAUUCUUUAAGUGGGCAGCCUGUGAAACAUUCUCUAAGAAGCUCUACAAAAAUUGUAAACUCUCUUGGGAAUGCCAGUCCUCUACCCACAGUACAUACAACACCACAAAUCAUAAACACAACUGCUAAAGUUUCUGUUCCACCUCCCACACCAACAGUAUCAUUGACUUCAGUAAUUAAGUCUCCUCCUGCUACUAUUUUGGCUAAGACAUCUUUGGUUUCUGCCAUUUGCUCUACUAAUCCUCCAUUGUCAAGUAGCACCUCAGUAUUUCAGUUAGACACGUCAGUCAAAAAAUUGUUGGUUAGCCCAGAAGGAGCCAUUUUGAAUACCAUAAAUACUCCAGCAUCUAAGGUUUCUUCUCUCUCUCCAUCUCUCUCUCAAAUUGUCGUAUCUGCCAGUCGAAAUCCUGCCUCUGUCUUCCCUGCUUUUCACUCACCUGACUUAGAGAAGCCCGACACAGCUGCAUCUUGAAUUUAGACUAAACGAGCCAGUUUUUAAAUAAUGGGGCAUUGUUUUGACUCCC